This is a messenger RNA of Closterium sp. Yama58-4, 1764 nucleotides long. The record is from the annotation of a GenBank genome assembly. Lineage: Eukaryota; Viridiplantae; Streptophyta; Zygnematophyceae; Desmidiales; Closteriaceae.
AUGCGUGGUAGAAAUCCGGGGAGGGGUAGUACAACUGCACGUUGGAGCGCGUCCACUGCGUACGGACACGCGCAUCGAUUUAUGUCGGCCAAGCUCAAGGCAGGUCGUAGCAGCAAUGAGGAGGGCGACAACGGCGCUGCAGAUGCUCCCCAAGUUGCAUCCGGACCUUCCUUGCGCGCGCCAGGAGCUCCGUUCCCGGACGCAACUGAUUCACAGCCCGCGCCUUCAGCUGCGCAGGCCGCGGCGGCGACUGCAGACCAUCCCGCGCAGUCUGCUGCACACGCCGCGGCGGCUACCGCUGCUCUUCCAGAUCGCUCCUCUGGUGCAGCUGCGGUGCAGCGAAGCCAUGCGUUCUCGGUUUGCGAUCCAGCUGCCUUCCAGCCCACGAGUGCCCCAGCUGCAUUCCACACAGCUGAUAGUACCUCUGCCUUAAAGCCAGAGGCAUCUGCCGCCUUCCAGCCAGCGGCAGCAGCCCAGCAAGCUCAGGCAGAAGCCUUCCAGCCAGCGGCAGCAGCCCAGCAAGCUCCUGCAGAAGCCUUCCAGCCAGCGGCAGCAGCCCAGCAAGCUCAGGCAGAAGCCUUUCAACCAGCGGCAGCAGCCCAGCAAGCUCUUGCAGAAGCCUUCCAGCCAGCGGCAGCAGCCCAGCAAGCUCAGGCAGCAGCCUUCCAGCCAGCGGCAGCAGCCCAGCAAGCUCAGGCAGAAGCCUUCCAGCCAGCGGCAGCAGCCCAGCAAGCUCAGGCAGAAGCCUUUCAGCCAGCGGCAGCAGCCCAGCAAGCUCAGGCAGAAGCCUUCCAGCCAGCGGCAGCAGCCCAUCAAGCUCCUGCAGAAGCCUUCCAGCCAGCGGCAGCAGCCCAGCAAGCUCAGGCAGAAGCCUUCCAGCCAGCGGCAGCAGCCCAGCAAGCUCCUGCAGAAGCCUUCCAGCCAGCGGCAGCAGCCCAGCAAGCUCAGGCAGAAGCCUUCCAGCCAGCGGCAGCAGCCCAGCAAGCUCAGGCAGAAGCCUUCCAGCCAGCGGCAGCAGCCCAGCAAGCUCAGGCAGAAGCCUUCCAGCCAGCGACAGCAGCCCAGCAAGCUCAGGCAGAAGCCUUUCAGCCAGCGGCAGCAGCCCAGCAAGCUCAGGCAGAAGCCUUCCAGCCAGCGGCAGCAGCCCAGCAAGCUCCUGCAGAAGCCUUCCAGCCAGCGACAGCAGCCCAGCAAGCUCAGGCAGAAGCCUUCCAGCCAGCGGCAGCAGCCCAGCAAGCUCAGGCAGAAGCCUUUCAGCCAGCGGCAGCAGCCCAGCAAGCUCAGGCAGAAGCCUUCCAGCCAGCAGCAGCAGCCCAGCAAGCUCAGGCAGAAGCCUUUCAGCCAGCGGCAGCAGCCCAGGCAGUGUCAGCAGCCGCCUUCCAGCCAGCGGCAGCCACUGCCUUCCAGCCAGCGGCGGCCUCUACCUUCCAGGCAGCGCCUGAUACAGCUGGCUUCCAGCCCGGGCCUGCUACAGCAACAGCUGCGAACUCUGAAGACCGAGCUGCGUUCCAGGAACAGGCCGCACGAACCCGAGAUCUGGCACGGCAGUUGAUGCAGGCGCAGAGUGACAUGCGUUGGAUGCAACGUCAGAUAGCCGCCUUACAGCAGGCCAACGGCAGCAAUGCAGGUCAGCAGGGCGACGCCUUCGCUUCCCACAUGGAAAACAACAUUCCCUGGGUUGUCAUGUCAGUGACAGAUCUCAGGGAUCAUUGUGCUGGUCUUUCUGUCCACGUGCUCUUUCUCUCUUCUAAUCCACCAUCGUGA